Messenger RNA from Zygosaccharomyces rouxii, 978 nucleotides. It is a transcript of the gene GID8, whose product is annotated as glucose-induced degradation complex subunit GID8. Lineage: Eukaryota; Fungi; Ascomycota; Saccharomycetes; Saccharomycetales; Saccharomycetaceae. The transcript has a single exon. Gene Ontology annotation, cellular component: cytoplasm; nucleus. The record is from RefSeq and is a predicted model, not a curated record. Gene Ontology annotation, biological process: proteasome-mediated ubiquitin-dependent protein catabolic process. The coding region runs from base 1 to 978 and encodes 325 amino acids.
AUGACUAGCAGCUAUGAGAGAAAGAGUUUCAGCAGAGAUGAGUGGAAGGAAAAUGUGGGAAAGAACCAACUACCAGCUUCAGGGGAGCCUUCAGUGCCCCAUCUAUUGUUAAACUAUUUUGUCAGUAUGGCUUUUGAAGAGUCUAGCGUUAGAAUGGCUAGGGAGCUGGGAUACAUUAGUAAUAAUAGAGAAGCUGAAGAGUUUAAUGAAUUGUAUAGGGUUAGGGAAAGGGCACACAUCAUAUCUUUGAUCAAAUCAGGACGAGUUGCAGAGGCAAUGGAAAGGAUAUCGGAAGUGUUCGGUACGGAAGUGUUAGAGGACGAGUCUGGUGAAGAGGAUUUGCACUUUAAAUUACUUCUUCUGAACCUGACUGAGAUGAUUAGAGAACAUAGACAGGCUCCACCUAACGGAGGUGAAGAUUCUCAUGAAUUUAUUCUUAAGCUAGUUGAAUAUUCUCAACAGAAACUAGCGAUGAAGGCAGCUUCGAGUAAAACCCACAUGCAGGAAUUAGAACUAGUAAUGACAUUAUUAUUAGUACCACACGAUGGUGAAGUAAACAAGUUACCACGGUCUUUGAAGGGUCUUUAUAGUUUGCCACUAAGAGCUCAAGUGGCAGAAAUGGUCAAUCGUAGGCUGUUGAAAUCGAUGCAUUCUCAUGUGGCAGAAGGUAAGUACCCUGAUUUGGUUGGUGGGACCGGUAUUAACAGCGGCAGUCGUUACACCGGCGUUUUACGUGUAAGGCCUAGGGAAGAUAUUGCAAAAGAGUUGACGACUCACCGUUUGGGAGAGAUUAGAGAUGAGAGUAACAAUCCUCAUAACGACGGCGGUGAUUGGGCAUCAACGGCUAAAUUACUCGGCGGCGAAGACGAAGGUGAACAAAGGUUUGAAGCAAGACUGAUCCAAGUUAUGAAAUUAUGGGCAUGGUGUGAGAACCAACUACAUGGAGGUGAUAUCGGUGUACCUAGGGUAGAAUCUUAA